This is a messenger RNA of Varroa destructor (honeybee mite), 1409 nucleotides long. RefSeq lists its product as uncharacterized. Lineage: Eukaryota; Metazoa; Arthropoda; Arachnida; Mesostigmata; Varroidae. The record is from RefSeq and is a predicted model, not a curated record.
UCGAAAAUCCCUGCUUGUUGUUCGGAAUGCAACUACAAACUAAGACACGUUUUGAUCAACCAUAAGAGACGGACAUACAACCACUAAUCGUAGGUAGGGUAUGCACCGAUGGCAGUAUUCAAUACUGCCUGACCAAUUUUGACCAGCCCACAUAGCAUUUACAUCCAAGCAAUAACAAAGUGUUGAAAGAUCUGUUUAUGUGAACAGUAUUCAAUGAAAGCCUCCCAGAUUAAAAAAUGUCAGAUCUUGUAUCGUGGCUACGGCGUCGUCAGUCUCUAGGGAAGGUUGAGUUACUGGAUGCUUUAUGGCAUAUAUCGUCACUAUUGCUUAUUGUCUACCAUAUUGUGUACAUCAACACGCCCUUUCUUCCCAUGGACAGACAAAAACAACUCUUCUCUAGAAAUAAUUGGCUGCUUCCAGUGGACGCGAUCGCGGUUGUUUGGCCUAUUUCGCAGUUACUGAACUCUUCUGCAUCCAAUGUCUCAAGCAAAGUGCUAUCCUCAAUACUCCUUUCAGAUUUUUUUUAUCAUCGUCUUUUUAAUAUAUUCAAUUUCAUUCGUGCCCUAUACCUGCUAAAUGUGGCGAUCUACGAAUUCCAGUGGGGUCAGUGGUCUGCAUCGUAUUCUCUGGCGUUUGAAUCAUUAACGCUAUUCGUGUGUUCCGUACUUCACAAGACGAUCACAAUGGUGAGGCAACUACAGAUGCGGUUGCGGCACGAAGGCUUCUCGAGAGUCGAAGAUAUUCCAGAAACACCACUUGUAGUGAUACCACGUUCAUCAAAGAAAUCGAAAUUUUCGAAAGAGAGGUACUAAAGAAUCGAUCCCGCCAAGUCCGUGAAAUACGCGUAGGAUACCCUGACUAUAUAAGAAGCGUGGGUGCGCCACAAACCGGGUGAAGUGCAUACGGAAACAGAGCCUUUCAGCGAUUUUCAAAGUCAAUCAACACACAGUCACAACGACAGGUUUCUACACGUAAUUGUUACGGGUGACGAGAAAUGAUGGCGCCACGUUGAUACGAAGCAGCGAAAUAAAUUGAUAACUUUAAAAACUACACUUAAGUUCAGAUCCGUAUUUGAAGACAAUCAUGAUUUGCAUUUGGCGGGAGUAGAAGAAUUUUACAUAUUGCGAAAUGGUAGAGAAAAGCCAGACGAUCAGCAAAAGAUUUUACAUGGUCCAACAGAAAAGGUCCGAUAAAAAAAAGUCCCCAUGACAGUGUUAGGCUCACAUGCUAAAGGACCCUAAAAGGACGCUGUCCAAGAACCUGAGUUAUUCUCCAUACCUCGCCCCGACGGAUUACCUCCUUUCUCAAUCAUUGACAAAUUAACUUCAUAACUAUAUAUUUGAUAAUAUGUGCGUUUUAAACACUUAAUGAUUUUUUCCGCACCAGACCUACUAAUUUCUGGCAAGAAG